UUAAUUUUCUGCCAAAGCACUCUAACCGCAACUAUCAAAAAAAAAGCACCUGUUUUUUUGUUUCUCCCAACAUAAAUAUGCAUCUUCCUCUUUAUAACCCUUUUUCCCUUAUGUACUUUCAUUGGCACAUUCCGCACCCUUCUCCGAUCAAGGCCAAGAAAUUUCCCUUCUAUCCUUUUUUUUUACCCUUCUUUUUGAUUCUCACUAUUUAUAUGUAGCCAUUUUUCCUGUUGUUAUUUCAUUCCCCAACCAUCAAAUCAUCUAAAUUUUUCUUUGGGUUGAGUUAGGACUUUUGUUUAGCGAAUUUCGCGAUUGCGAGUGAUACAGUCUAGUGAUAAUUUUUAUUUUUUUUAUAGUUUGCUUGAGAUAUUUUUAUAGGUGAUGGCGUACAAAAGUGAUCAGAUCGUGUUUGAAGAUUUUUUCCCAACAAUGGUGGAGAAAUUAGGGGCGGAAGGGUUCUUGACGGAGCUGUGCAACGGGUUUCGGUUGUUGAUGGAUCCGGAAAAGGAAUUGAUCACAUUGGAGAGCUUGAGGCUGAAUUCGGCUUCGUUAGGGUUGCAUGACAUGAAGGAUGAGGAUUUGGUGUCAAUGUUAGAAGAAGGUGAUUUGGAUGGUGAUGGGAAUUUGAAUGAGAUGGAAUUCUGUGUCCUAAUGUUUAGGUUGAGCCCUGAUCUAAUGAAGAGUGCGAAAUUGCUGGUGGAGGAAGUUCUAAAACAAUGUUCAUGAUUAUUAUUAAUUAUAUGAUGAUUCAUCAUUGAUUAAUUCGGAGCUAACUAGGAUCAAAUUAUUUGUAUCAACUCUAAUUUGAUCAUAUUGAUCGGCUUAUAUCUUUGUUCCUAUGAACCUUCCAUUCGUUCAUUCAUUUUAUCACAUAUAGGUAAUUGAAUUGUAUCACCGUCUUUUUUCUUUUUUUUUUUUUGCACUUGAAACCAAUGAAUAAUUUCGAACAUUAGGACAUUACCGUGAACUUAGAUCAUGGUUUCAUGCGACCAAAUCAUAUAUAUCAUGUCCAAAGAUUGACAUGAGUGAGUGAUCAUUGGUGUAACUAUAUUAGUAUUAAUUUGGACAUUGUAAUUUAUGAUUGGUCUUUUUUAAGUGUUUUACUACAAGUGUGCACAAAGAACUUGGUACUAGAUCCAAAUUGCCGGAUUGGGCCAUUAAUGC
Molecule: messenger RNA, 1164 nt
Organism: Oldenlandia corymbosa var. corymbosa
Lineage: Eukaryota; Viridiplantae; Streptophyta; Magnoliopsida; Gentianales; Rubiaceae
Source: the annotation of a GenBank genome assembly